Molecule: messenger RNA, 3385 nt
Organism: Sinocyclocheilus grahami
Lineage: Eukaryota; Metazoa; Chordata; Actinopteri; Cypriniformes; Cyprinidae
Product: multimerin-2-like
Exons: 8
Coding region: 125-3334 (1069 amino acids)
Molecular function (GO): protein binding
Source: RefSeq, a predicted model, not a curated record
GAGAGGAUAAUUUUCGAGAUGGGGGGCGGAGAGUUUCCAUAAAGCACCAGAGAGCAACGGCUUUACAACAUCUUGUUCUCUCGUGUUUGUAGCAGUUCCUGUGCAUUUUGAGGAGGACACAGAUAUGGUGGUGCUGAGGUUGGUCAUGCUACUGCAGGGGCUGCUUCUCGCCGCACGAUGUGAGGUCAGAGCCAGAGACCCAGAGGUAGAAGAGGAGGACGAGCUGAAGGACAUGUCUGAUGGUCGUGGAUUGGACCAUAGAGUUCCACUGGUUGGGUUUGGAGCACCUCAUCAUGGUCAAGGACUAAACAGGCAGAGCCCUGAUGUAUAUGCAUCUGUCCACCAUCCACUUGGUCAUGAACACCAUGAUCCCACUCCUGGACAUCUUUCUCCAGACAUGCCCAAGAGAACAGAGGACCCAUCAGAUCCAUCAGGUGCAACUGAGACCAAGGGCUCUUUACCUCGCACUGGGAAUUGGUGUGCGUUUGUUCACAAGCGUGCUGUUACUGUGGCAGUAUCCUGUGGAACUGAGAAGUACACCAUCAAGUCCCAGAGUCCCUGUCCUAACGGCACCCCAGACUGCCAGCUAGUCAUGUACAAGCUGUCCACUCGGCCAGUGUACAGGCAGAAGGAGAAAAUCUACACUGCACUGCUGUGGCGAUGCUGCCCUGGGCAUGCUGGGGAAAACUGUGAGGAGACAGUCACAGACAGCCACAUCUCUGAAUCUGAAGACCCCACCAAGGCAGGCACAGCACAUCCGGGGAGACAUGAAGCAACAGACAGACGAUAUAAAAAACUAACUCAGGAGAACAGAGAGCAGAAUGAUUACCAAAUGUUUGGCGGUCCACUCUAUGAAACUCAACAACCUGAUGUAGAGAAUCAAACUGCAGCAGAGCCCAUCGAUGACUAUGAGCACAGCCCUCAUUCUGUCCAUGACCAACAUAACAAUCAACACUUCGAGAGGAGAGAUCCUCAUGCUGCAAAUGAAGGUGCUCCUCACCCUGAAAUACCUUACCUUCACCGUGGGCUCCUACCAAUCUUGAAAGAGGCUGUGAUGUCUCAGCUGCAGCCUGUAUUGGAGAAUUUCAAUCUAACCCUGGAACGGCUUUUUCAGGAGGUGCAGGGUUUGCAGUGGGACAUGGACCAACUCCGACAUGAGCAGGGGCAGGGGAGGGUCGCUGAGCCUCUAGAGGUUGGUGGUGAGGAGCACAAUCCGCAGGAGGCUGUUGAGGCAGAGUUGAGGGAGGGAUUCCAGAAGCUGGAGGAGGUGAAAGCUCAGUUUCGCAACCACCGCAAUGAGGUAGAAGCAAGGCUCCACGCACAACAAACCAUGCUGCACAACAACCUGACGAAUUUCAAGACAGACAUGGAUGUCAAAAUUAAGCGUAACCAAAAGAUGUUACAGGUGAAUCUCCACUCUCUGAACACAUCAAUGUCUGAAGUGUGGCAGGAGCAAGAGAGGCUGGACAAGGAACUUCAGAAGAUUUGGCAUGAAAAGAAGACUGAUCCUGCACAGAGUCAGUCUUAUGAGAGCACAGCUGUUUGGGAGGCCAUCACACGUCUGGACAACAAAGUCAUCAACAACACAGUGAGACUUAGUGGCUUGAUUGAAGGCCAAGAACAAGUGACUGAAAACAUUAAGGACCUCCAGAAUGGCUGGAGAGAUCUGGACAAGAAAAUAGUCCAGACUGGCCGCAACAGCCAGGUUCAGUUUAUGGAGACCGGUUUAGAGGUGGAGGCAGCCAAGGUAGCAGUUCUUGACCGCAUUAAUGAGCUAAGCAGCAACAUCAGUGUUCUUCAGAGCACCAUGCAGGAGAUGGAGACUGAUGUCGACCAUCUCUAUGCAGAGUUCUACAAGAAUAUAAGUUCGGCAAGUGGGGAUUGUGACUGUAUCGCUCUUGGAGCAUCUGUGACCCAACUGGAACAAACUGUAGCUAACGUGAUGAAGAUAGCGAAUGCAAAUAAGUUGGCCCGUGAGAGUGCGGCACAGGAGAUGUUGGACAAUCAGGACAAUGGUGCUUGGAUUCCAUCUGUGGAAGAUCUGAAACUAGGGCUGCUAAAUGUGCAAAAGUCCCUUGCCUUUGAACAGGAAAAGAGCAGAAUGUUACAGCACAAUGUGACCCAGCUCCAGGCCUCUCUGCUGGGCAGCCGGCAGGACAUCGAAACACUCCAGGAGCAGGACAGGGUCAAGGUCGAGAAGAUCCAGCAACUACAUAGCAUUUUCAACACCUUGCUUCAGGACGCCAUUCGUCACUCGGAGAUACUGGAUAUUUUGCUGGAGGAAGAGGUGUUGGAGUUUAUAUUGUUGUCUCAUGAGGACAAAAGACGUUUCUCUAUUCCAGAAUUGAGGGAAAGCAUCAGAGAAAUGCAAGAGCAGAUCAAUGGACAUAGUCGCAGCUUGGCCUCAAUGCUGAACUCUGCUACCCCUCAGGUGGCGGCAGCAGAUGAGCCCUCAGUGCUUUCAGACUGGGUCUCGGUGGGCACCAAAAGGAGACGUGGGGAUGAAAGGUUUGACUUGUCCGAGGAACUACCAGAGUACUCUGAUGAUGACUUCUGGACUUUAGAGAAAAUGGUGAAAGAACUUGGAGCUCACAUUAAACAGCUUGAGGAGCAUCGCUGUCCUUCUUGCUGCAACUGCACUAAAAGUUCUGUCUCUGGAGGUGUGGAGGUGAAACUGCAGUCUGAGGUGGAGGUUUUGCGUAAGGACCUGGAGACCCACCUUGGAGUUUUUAACAGCAUUUUCAGUAAUACAGAGGGACUUACUGGCUCUGAGGUGUCUGUGGAUUUGAAUAAAUUGUCAGCAUUGAUGAAGAGAAAGGAAGCAAAACAACAAAACAGGAAACAAAAGAAGAGAGCAGAUAACAGAGCUGUUCAGACAGGAGAACGAGUGAAUUACCGCAGCAGGAGGGAUGCAUCACUGGAGUCCGCAGUGCUUCGUCAGCUCCCAGAUAGUCCAAUUAUGUUCCUGGCCAGCACUACUGAAGGUACUAAUGGAUCUGGCACAAUACUUUUUGAAAGCGUGACCCUAAAUCAUGGACAGUUGUACUCGCCAAAAACAGGCAUAUUUCGGGCUCCUACUUCUGGUGCUUACCUCUUUGUGGUAACACUGGACUUUGGACCAGGCCCAUCUCUGGCUCAAUUAAAGAGAGGUGGAGAGGUAGCUGCCUCCUUGCGGCAGAACCCGAGGAAGUUGGGUGCACCUGCAACACGUGUCUGCAUCCUGCAGAUGGAGCAAGGAGAGGAACUCCGUCUAGAGCUGGUGCAGGGAACUAUAGAGCGCAACAACCCACAAGAUAACACCUUUGCGGGACUACUAAUGCUGCAGACCACCUGAGAACAUGCAACUAUCUAAAAGUGCUAGAAGACUGUAAGAUGGCAAAAAAAA